Molecule: messenger RNA, 4260 nt
Organism: Plasmodium gallinaceum
Lineage: Eukaryota; Apicomplexa; Aconoidasida; Haemosporida; Plasmodiidae
Product: conserved Plasmodium protein, unknown function
Exons: 1
Coding region: 1-4260 (1419 amino acids)
Source: RefSeq, a predicted model, not a curated record
AUGAAUGAUUUUCAUGAGGAAUAUGAUUUUAUGAAAAGAAUUCACAAACUAGAAGGAACUACUGACUAUAUAUUUAAUAAUGAAACAGUGAGAAAAAAAAAAGAUGAUAUACUGUUUGAUAAAGAAAAAUAUGAAAAAGGAUUUUUUAUGAAAAGUAAAUAUGACAAAUACAGUAAUGGAAUAAAUGAUUUUGAAAAGGAAAAUAAAUUAAUAUAUUUGAAAAAGUUGAAAAAUGAAAAUGAAAAAGAGCAAAAAAAAAAAGAAAAAGAAUUAAAAAGAAACAAUAUUAAUGAAUUAACGAAAGUAAAUGAAAUUGUAUAUUAUAUUCAUGCUAAUAAAAGAAAUGUUUAUGAAUAUAUAACAAAUCACACUGAUCUAGAAAAUAAUUAUUACCAAAUAGAGGAGAAACCUAAAAAAUUAUCACGAAAUAUUAUAAAAGAAAAUGAAGAAUAUGUUUACUUAAAUGAUAAUGCAUAUUAUAAAUUAAAAAUAAAUAAAGAAGAAAAGGAACCAGAAGAAGAAGAAAAAGAAAUAGAAAAAAUGAAAAUAAAAUACACAACAGAUGAGAACAAAAACAAUUUAAUUGAAAAUGUAGUUGUAUCAGAUAAUAUUUUAGUAAAUAUAUCUAACAUUUUUUUUUCGUUAAAACAUAGCAUAAAAAACAUAUUUUUAUUUUUAAAUAAAUUAUUUCAUUAUGACUUUUUAGAUUAUCCUUAUUUAAAAAAUUAUUCUUUCACUAAUUAUUUUGAUAGAAAUGUAAAAGAAUAUAUAAAAUACAUAAAAAAAACAGAAGACACAAAAUUAAUUGAUCAGGAUUUUCUUUCAAAAAAAAAAUAUUUUGCUCCUUUUUUUAUUUAUAACUGCGUAGAUUGCAAUUACAAUACUAACGAUAAUGGUAUAAUUAUUUUAUCUUCUAUUCUUCCAUUUGUACAUAAUUUUGAUUAUGAUUAUAAAUUAAAGCAAACAAGAGAUCAAGAAGAAGAGUUAGAUAAAAUAUUAAAUAAUGAAAAAAAUAAAAGUUCGAACUUUAUAGAACAAUGUAAAAAAAUAAAAAAUUUUAUUUUAAGCAAAUUAUAUCCAGAAAAUAAAGAUAGGAAGGUAAAUUCUAAUAGUGAAUACUCAGAAUUUUUAAAAAAAUUUGAAAAUAGCAUAAAUGAGGAAGGAGAAUUAAUUCAAGAUAUCCUUUUUUCAGGUAAAGUGCAAAUGAUAUUUAUCAAUUUUAAACAAUUAGAAAAUAAUUUUAAUAAUGUUAUUGGAAAUAUAGAAAUAAAAAAUGAGAGAGUAGAAGUGAGCAAUUUAAUUUUAGGCUAUGAAAAACGAGAGCACAUAAAAUAUACUGACAUUUUAGUAUCAAAUAUAUUAAAAAACAUAAAAAAAAAAUAUCCGAAUUUGGUUAUUAAUGAUGAAAAUCCAAAACAAUUUUUAUAUGAUUUAAAUGAACUUUCUCAAAAUUUCUCUUCUGUAAACAGCAAUGAGUACAUUAUGGAUAAUAAAAAAGAUAUUGAAAAUAAGGAAACCAAUAAAAAAGAAUUAAUGAAAUUAUCAGAUUUAAGAAAUUAUAUAUAUAAUUCGCCAUCUUAUUUAAUGAAAGAAAAUAAUAGUAAUUGUGAAUAUGUUACAUGUGUAUGUUUUGAUAAUAAUUCAAACAAUUGCAAUUUAAUAAAUAAUUUUGUUCUUGGUUAUAAUACUGGUAAAGUAGAAUAUAUAUAUGGUAAAAUUGUAUAUAGUAAUAUUAGUCAUUGUGAUUUGUUAAUAGAUUAUUAUUCAAAAAAAAAUAAAAAAUUUUCAUAUGAAUUAAACAAAAGAAUUUUUUUGAAUGGGUCUAUAGUUAAAAUUUUAUUCGCACCUAAUGGUUUUUUUUGUUUAAUAUUAACAAGUAAGACAUUAUAUUUAUGUAAUUUCUUUUAUUUUUCUAUAUAUGAAAUUAAGAAUACUUGUUAUAAUUCUCAAUUUGUUAAUUUUAUUUGGAUAAAUAAUAAUUCAUAUUCUGUUUUUAAUUCUAAGGGAAAUGUUUAUAUAUAUGAAAAAAAUUUAAAAAAUGAAGGUUUUAACAAUUUUUCAUUAACAAAAACAUUUUUUAUAAAUCAAUCAAUAUACUUUAAUUCUAUUUGUGAGUAUCACUUGUACAGUAAUUGUAUUUAUUUGUAUACUGGCGAAAUAGAAAAAAAAAAAAAAAAAAGCGAUAGAACCUUUUUCAAGAAAAAAAAAAAACAAAAAAGCAAAAUGAAUGAUUACUUUUAUAAAUAUGAUUGCAAUUUUAUUAUUAUUGAUUUAAAUUCUGAUAUUCAUAAAAGUAUGAUAAAUAAUAAAAAUAAAGAAAUAGAUGAUCUUUUAAAAGAUAAUAUUAGUGAUAUAGAAAAUAAUAUGAAGCAAAUCAAGAUAUUAGAAAAGCUAAUAGAAAAUGGCAACAAUUUAGAAGAUGAAGAUUUCAAUUUUGAAAAAUUGUUAUAUAUUAAUAUAAAAGAUUUUAAUAACUAUAUUUCUACUAUUAAAGAUAUUAAUAAUAAUUUAUAUAUGCCUGAAAGUGGAGAUGAAAAUAUGGAAAAUAUACUAGAAAAUGACAACACAAAAAAAGAUUUCUCUUUGAAAAAUUUUUUUAUAAAUUAUAUAAAUGAUGUUAAAAAAUAUUUAUAUAACUUAAAAAAUGAAAACAUAAUAAAUAUAUUAUUGCCAAGAUAUUAUAGUUGUGCAGAUGAUUAUGAUCAUAACAAUUUCUUAAGUAUCCGAUUUUUCACUAUUGAAAAAUCAGAUAAUAAACAUCUUAUAGCUCUAGAUACUGAAACAGAUUACGUAUAUAUAUAUAAAAUAAGAAAAAAUGUAUACUUAGAUGAAGAAACCAUAAAUUUAUUAAAAAAUACUUCAACCUAUAAGAAUAAUCCUCUACAAACAUUACAUUCUUCAUCUAUGAAAAAAGAGCAUAUUUUAAAAGAUGAAUGGAAAAUAUACAAUGAUUAUAUUUAUAUUAAUACGAAAAAAUCAGUGAGAUAUAUUAAGUAUAAUUUAUUAUAUAUUAUUAAAAAUCAUAGAAAAGUUUUUUUUCCAUUACACGUAUAUGUAAUCAAUACUAAGCCUAACGAAAAUGAGUAUUUUUUAUUCAUCAAAUGGGCAACAAUUAAAAAUUCAUUUAUAUAUUCAUCUUAUAAUUCUUUAAAUAGAAUAUCUAAAAUGAAGGAUUAUUUUAAAAAAACGGAUGAUAAAUUACUAAAAGUAUUAGAGAAUCAAAAGAAUAUAUUUUUGUAUAAUAUUAAUGAUAAUGAUUAUCCUUAUAUAUAUAUGAAUCCGUAUAAAGAGUUAACAAGAAAAGGUAAAUUAAUGGAAAAAGAAUAUUCAUCAGAAAAUGGUGAUAACUAUUUAUAUAAUAAUAAAAAUAAAUUAAAUGAAUAUAAAGAUAAUACAAAUUAUAUAAAUAACGAUGAAUAUUUAAAUAAAACUCCUAUAAAAAGUACAUCAAGAAACUUUUUUACUUCACCAAUUGGGAAUAUGAAUACUACAUAUAAUCCUCAUAAUAAUAUACUUUAUAAUUUAAAACCAAAUAAGUAUAAUGAAAAUGAUAUGUAUAAUGAUUAUUAUAUAAAUAAAGAUUCAAAUUUUUCUAAUAUAAUAUAUGAUAAGAAACAGAAUGAACCAGAAAAAAAAUGGUCAUAUUUAAAGAAAAUAAAUAUUUUUAAAAAAGAUGAUGCAUUAGAUGAUUAUUCAAACAAUAUUUAUUCUUAUAAUAAUACAAACUCAAAACAUAUGCAAAAUAAGAAUCCAAAUAUAUAUAAUUUGGAGGAUAAUAAUAUUUUAAAUGAUAUAAAAAAUCCUAACUUUUUUCCAUCUUCCAAUACUUUAAACUUUAAUAAAUUACACAAUAAUUCAGAAAAUAAUAAAAUUGUAAAUGAUGAUAAUACAACUGUAAAUGAAUUUUUUCAUUCACAUAAUUCUAAUCAUCUUCCUUCAAAUAAUAGUAAUAAUAAUUACGAUCCUUUUUUAUUAAAAAAUGAUUUUUACAAUUAUAGAAACUUAAAUAUGAAUAUAAACUCAAAUAAUACAAAUAGUAAUAAUACUUAUAUGGCUAAUGAUUUCUACUCAAUUUCAAAUAAAAUGAACCUAUUUUCAAAUGAUUUUGAUAAAACUAAUAGUAAAUUAGGUUAUAUUUACGAUAAUAAGGAUAUUACUGAUUUAAGUAAAAUGGAUAAUAAUAAAUAUAACUCAAGGAACAGAUUUAAAAAUAUAAAUGAAAAUGAUAAUUAUUCAAGCAGAUUCCGAAAAUAUAUGUAA